This is a messenger RNA of Fomitopsis serialis, 789 nucleotides long. RefSeq lists its product as uncharacterized. The coding region runs from base 178 to 531 and encodes 117 amino acids. Lineage: Eukaryota; Fungi; Basidiomycota; Agaricomycetes; Polyporales; Fomitopsidaceae. The transcript is spliced from 5 exons. The record is from RefSeq and is a predicted model, not a curated record.
CCGGCGCCCACUGAGCGAGCACUAUGUGCGCUCCGGGUAGUGCAAUCUAGCCUGGCAUCCGCCGCGGAUGUUUGCGCUUCUUGGGAGAACUAUAAAGUGCACCGGUCGACUCAGGACAAUGCGCCUUGUCUCGGAUCAGCUAUUCGCGGCUCUCAUUCGACUCGAUCUUGUUGAACUAUGCUAGCCACUUCCAUUGUGGCCGUUGUUCUUACUGCUCUGGUUCCGACUGCUGCCUGCGCGGAGCUGUUCCAAUGGUUCAGUGACUACGACUGCAAGGAUCCCGUGAACGGAGCUUGUAUCGCGAGCGACGGAGGAUGCUGCACGCCGCCGUAUCCUCCGGGUAUCAACUCCGUGUAUGUCUCCGCAACUGACGACGCCGCUGAGAUCAGCUUCACGAUUUACGCAAACGCGAAUUGUCAGAACCCCGUUGAUCCCAUCCUCCAGUACUCUGGGUCCGGUGCUGCGGGAACUGGCUGCUACAACGCUGCAAAUGCGGCGGUCGGCUCAACUCUUGGUGGCGAGGAGGAGUGAAGUCCCCGUAUAAUGUAAUAUUGAACAGACCUUGCCAUAUCGUUUCAUAUCGCAGGCGGUCAUGGCUACCAGACUUCUGAUGCAUACGAGGGUUGAUGUGACUAUUAAGAAAGGCGGCUGCCAUACGACGGUAGCCCAUAGUCGACUUGCGAGUCGGGCAGGACGGGCAACUGACGCAUCGCCGCGGGCUUCCGCUGCCCGCUCCUGGAGCAGGUCGUGUUGUCUGGAUAUCGACGACAGGACAGCUAUUAGCAGAGC